Molecule: messenger RNA, 498 nt
Organism: Parnassius apollo (apollo)
Lineage: Eukaryota; Metazoa; Arthropoda; Insecta; Lepidoptera; Papilionidae
Source: the annotation of a GenBank genome assembly
AUGCAUCGUCUUUUUGCUGAGCUGGAGCCAUCUUUAACCGUCACAGAGCAAAACCUGGCAGACCGAGUUCGGUACAUCUUGGGCUCAAAUAUAUUUGAUGACGCCGAACUCGAAGGGCUACGACGUGAGGCUGUUCCCUCGUCGGAUGAGAAUGCUACGGCUGAGGAAGCGGCGCCACAAAUGGUAGAGCAACCCGCAAACGUGGAUGCCGCCGUGAAUACCCCAGUUGUGGUUGAUUCAAACGAUGAUGGAACAGUCGCCCAGGAACUGGAAUUAGAGCAUAUGAGGAGUACAUUGGAAGAGGCGAUUGUGGAAACGCGCAGUACGCCUCGUACGCAAGCGGAAUCGGGCUGUCGUGAGGGCUCUGAACCCAAUGCUGGUGACCUAUUUGGAAGCCAGCCGGGACCUUUGCGAGACGGACUCAAUUCUUUUUGGCGCCGCGCUGGCAAUGUGCCGUAUUAUAGGCGCCAAAGUUUCCACGGCUGGACGCGCUACUAG